Molecule: messenger RNA, 1080 nt
Organism: Rattus norvegicus (Norway rat)
Lineage: Eukaryota; Metazoa; Chordata; Mammalia; Rodentia; Muridae
Gene: Dnajc30
Product: DnaJ heat shock protein family (Hsp40) member C30
Exons: 1
Coding region: 15-674 (219 amino acids)
Cellular component (GO): mitochondrial inner membrane
Source: RefSeq, marked validated
GGCCCCGCCACAACAUGGCGGCCGCGCGCUGCCUGGCGUGGCCGCUGUCAUCCCUACGGAGAUUGUGGCAGGUCCAGGGCUUGCCUCAAAGUUCGGCCACGGGCUUGUGCUCACGAGUGAGGACUUAUUCACGCAACGCUCUCUAUGAUCUUCUGGGCGUCCCCUCCACCGCCACGCAGGCACAGAUCAAAGCGGCGUACUACCGGCAGAGCUUCCUCUACCAUCCGGAUCGCAAUCCCGGGAGCACCGAGGCUGCCGAGCGCUUCACGCGCAUCUCCGAAGCUUAUCUGGUCUUGGGCAGUACCAUCCUCCGUCGCAAGUAUGACCGAGGUUUGCUCAGCGACCAGGACCUGCGCGGACCUGGUGUCAAGCCCUCUAAGACGCCGGUGGCCGAUCCCACUCCUCCCCGCCCUCCUCCCUACACCCCUAGGGCUCACGGUGGCUCUCGGGCUUCUCAAGGCGACGGCCGCACUAUGUUCGAUUUUGACGCCUUCUACCAGGCGCACUAUGGAGAACAGCUAGAGAGGGAGCGUCGUCUGCGCGCCCGGAGGGAAGCCCUUCGCAAAAAGCAGAAGGACCACGCCAGCAAGGGGCCCCGCUGGGACGAUACCCGAGAUGCCACUUUCUUUGUCAUCCUUUUCCUUAUCUUCAUCUUUGUCGGCUUUCGUAUUUAAUCGGAGAAAAGGAGAGAAAGGGAUCCAGCCCAAGAAACCUGCUUUUCUUGACCUUUGAACUAUUAGUUUACGAUUGAAUUGACUUUCUCUUUUGACCCUUCUGACACGUGAUCAACACAUCACUCUCCUUUGGUCCAGAAAAAGACGAUUUUUCAGUGGCCAAGAAGUGGCCCCAGGAUAGAGAUUCCUUAAAACCACAAAUUUAAGUGCUUUCCAGAAUCCCCUGGGUGCCUGCUCAUUUCUAGAAGUUGUCCUUCUGAUGCCAACCCCCAGAACAUUUCCAGAAGCCCUGUCCCCUGCCAUCUGUCUGUAUAAUAGGUGGUGCUUCCCCUGUAACCUCUGAACAGUGCAAUACGACUGGUUGUCUGACGCCAAAAAGAUAAAAUUCUUGGGGGCUCUUGUGAAA